Messenger RNA from Talaromyces proteolyticus, 1053 nucleotides. Its product is annotated as putative alcohol dehydrogenase. Gene Ontology annotation, molecular function: oxidoreductase activity, acting on NAD(P)H. Lineage: Eukaryota; Fungi; Ascomycota; Eurotiomycetes; Eurotiales; Trichocomaceae. Bases 1 to 1053 code for a protein of 350 amino acids. The record is from RefSeq and is a predicted model, not a curated record. The transcript has 2 exons.
AUGAAGGCUGUGGUCUACAAAAACCCUAAGCAGGCAACCUUGGUUUCAGACCGGCCUCUCCCCAAACUCCGAGAUGGUUACAUCCUGGUGAAAACAGAAACUGUCGCUCUCAACCCUACUGACUGGAAAGGUAUUCACUCUGGCGGCGCUAAAGAAGGCUCUGUUAUCGGGGUUGAUUACGCCGGCGUCGUUGAAGAUAUUGGCCCAAAUGUGUCCAAACCAUUCCAAAAGGGCGACAAGGUAGCUGGCUUUGUACAUGGUUGCAAUGCGAGUAACCUGGAAGAUGGUGCUUUUGCGGAAUAUAUUGUUGCCAAAGCGAACUUGUCUAUCAAGAUCCCAGAUAGCCUGACAUUUGAGCAAGCUGCAACACUAGGCUGUGGUGUUACGACAGUGGGCCAGGGAUUGUACGAGAAAGACUACGGACUGGGACUUGCCUUGCCCUCCAAACCAAUCAAGGAACCCGAAGUUUUGCUUGUCUACGGUGGGAGCACGGCAACAGGAACAUUGGGGAUCCAAUUUGCCAAAGCUUCCGGAUAUUCUGUAAUAACUACGUGUUCUACUAAAAAUUUUGAUCUUGUCAAGAAACUCGGCGCUGUUGAAGCCUUCGACUACAAAGACCCCGACUGCGGGAAGAAGCUCAAUGAAUACACCAAGAAUGCGCUGCGGUAUGCUUGGGACUGUGUGGGAACGGCCGAUGCUGCCCAGAUCUGUGCCGCAGCACUUACCACCAACUCAGGUGCCCAUUAUGGCACGAUUCUGGGGCCUAAAUUCCCACGCGAGGAUGUCGCAUACACCGCUACCCUGGCUUAUCGGGGUACUGGUGAAGACUUUGUUAUGUAUAGCAGAGAAUUAACCCAGAAUGGAAAGCAUGCGGAAUUCCAAUCUGAGUGGUGGGAUAUUGCGCGGACGCUGCUUGCAGCUGGAAGAAUCAAGACUCACCCUAUUAGUUUAAGACCUAAUGGCCUGGCAGGCGUCAUUGAGGGGUUGGAGAUUAUGAGAGCGGGCAGUUACAGUGCAGAGAAAAUAGUGUAUAAAGUCUCUGAAACACCUUAG